This is a messenger RNA of Cinclus cinclus, 707 nucleotides long. It is a transcript of the gene SCG5, whose product is annotated as secretogranin V. The record is from RefSeq and is a predicted model, not a curated record. Gene Ontology annotation, biological process: regulation of hormone secretion; neuropeptide signaling pathway. The coding region runs from base 13 to 639 and encodes 208 amino acids. The transcript is spliced from 5 exons. NCBI's taxonomy places the organism in Eukaryota, Metazoa, Chordata, Aves, Passeriformes, Cinclidae. Gene Ontology annotation, molecular function: enzyme regulator activity. Gene Ontology annotation, cellular component: secretory granule.
GUGGCUGCCACUAUGAUAACUACCUUGCUUUGCAACGUGGUGUUUCUGCUGGCAUUUGGAUUGGCUUCAGCUUUUAGCCACAGCCCUAGGACACCUGACAGGGUUACUGAAGCAGAUAUUCAGAGGCUCCUCCAUGGGGUUAUGGAGCAAUUGGGCAUUGCCAGACCCCGGGUAGAAUACCCAGCACACCAGGCUACGAAUCUUGUUGGUCCACAGAGCAUUGAAGGUGGUGCACAUGAGGGUCUCCAGCACUUGGGUCCUUAUGGCAAUAUCCCAAACAUAGUGGCUGAGCUGACAGGAGAUAAUGUACCAAAGGAUUUCAGUGAAGAUCAAGGAUAUCCUGAUCCUCCAAAUCCCUGCCCUAUUGGAAAAACAGUUGAUGAUGGGUGUCUAGAAAACACCCCAGACACAGCAGAGUUCAGCAGGGAAUACCAGCUGCACCAACACCUUUUUGAUCCAGAGCAUGACUAUCCCAACAGGGGCAAGUGGAGCAAGAGUUUACUCUUUGAGAAAAUCAAUGGUGGUCCAAAAAGAAGAAAGAGGAAUGUGAACCCAUAUCUGCAAGGACAGCGACUGGAUAAUGUUGUAGCAAAGAAGUCUGUUCCACAAUUUUCAGAUGAAGACAAAGGUCCUAAAUAAGUACAAUAAAAAUGAAAGACAAAAACUCAUGCCACCCUCUUCUAGAUCAUGAUAUUGCUUAUAUAUAA